Molecule: messenger RNA, 3038 nt
Organism: Vombatus ursinus (common wombat)
Lineage: Eukaryota; Metazoa; Chordata; Mammalia; Diprotodontia; Vombatidae
Gene: PRRT2
Product: proline rich transmembrane protein 2
Exons: 3
Coding region: 782-2212 (476 amino acids)
Cellular component (GO): membrane
Source: RefSeq, a predicted model, not a curated record
GAGAGAGGUACCAGGGUUCUGGAUGGUGACUGAGGAGCUGGAGGGAAACGGUGCAUGCGAAACCAAGAUGCUAAGGUAAUGUAAAGGCACGGGGACCUGAGGGAAAAGCAGCAGGGAGGGUGGCGCUCCCCUGGGAGAAGAGAUUGGAGAGAAAUAAGGGAUUCCCCCUUCCCUAGGGGAGGGGGCUCCAUACGCACGCAGUAAGAAAACCACCAGUCUGAGUUGGGGGGGAAGGGAGGAAGAAGGGAUGGGGAGAGUUACCAAACGAGGGAGACUGGAACCAGUUUGAGGGAGAAUGGAGGAAAGAAGGGAGAGCGUAGAGCGAGACAGAAAGGAAGAGUGUCCAUCUGCCUGAGAGUGGGUUCUGAGAGCGUGCCUGUGAGAGACUGUAUUUGGUAGGCAAGGCGGUGACUGCCUGCCUGCUGCUUAUGGCUCAGCGUCUGGGUCUGUCUAUGCGUGUCUGCAUCUCCAUCCAUGGCUGAGUUUCUCUGGAUGACACAGGGGAGGGGGCCCUGAAGAAAGUGGGUGUGGGUGGAGAGCUGAAGGAAGGCUAGCUUUCUGCUCCUGGCACCCAAAGGGUUAACCCAGGUGUGAAGGAGAAUCUCACUUUCUAAGGCACCCCAUCAUCUUCUUCACUUUGAGAAUCCCACAGGCAGCAGCACCACCUCCCCCACCUUAAACCCCACCUCACUGCUGUCCCAACUGGAAGGAAGACGAGUCUCAGCUCUUUCCAUUACUUACCCAAAGCUGCUAGCCUGCCCUCGAGCUCAGAGGGAAAAGCAUGGAUCUCUUGAGAUCUUUCCCUCUGAGUCAGUUGACACUUGGCCAUUACCUUGCCCCUCUUCAGAGCCAGAGGUGCCUCCAUUCAGAGCCAGCUGAGGCUCCGGGGCUCCAUGUUCUACACUUUCCCUUCCCCAGACCCAGCUGUGUCUCCUCUUAUUCCAGGAUAUCCUGUUGCUGCUCUCUCCCCUUCCCCCACUAUCCUAUCCCUCCCCUCUCCCAUCUCAAGAUGGCAUCCAGUGGCUCUGAUGGGGCAGAGAUGAAGGGGGAUGAGGAGGGUACCUCAGCCCAGGGCGAAGGGACUGGAACAACUACUCCUGCAGCAGAAACUACCCUUCCCUGGACUCCAGCUGGGGCCGAGGACACCACAGAGACCCCCCAAAUGGUUUCAGAUUCCACCAGACCCUCAGAUGAAGGCUCAGAAGUGGGGACAUCCCCUGAACAGGCAAUAAAAACUUCAGAGGCACUAGAAGGGACCCCAAACCCAGCCAAGGAAACAGACUCCAUACCAGACCCAGGAAGUUCACUGCCAGAACAGAGUCCUGGAGCAGACUCACAUCCUCAGCUAACACCAGAAACCUACAAAGAAUCUGUCCCAACCCAAGAAGGCAGCAAAGAGCCCACCCAAGAAGGGAGCAAAGAGCCCACCCAAGAAGGGAGCAAAGAGCCAACCCAAGAAGGGAGCAAAGAGCCAACCCAAGAAGGCAGCAAAGAGCCGGCCCAAGAAGGCAGCAAAGAGCCGGCCCAAGAAGGGAGCAAAGAGUCUGCCACAGUUCUGGAAGUAAACAAAGAACCAUCUCCAACCCCAGGCCCAGAGGCAGAACAGGCUAAGCAGGAGCCAGUGUCUGACCUCAGGCCAGUCCCCCAGCCCACAUCUCCUGUCCAAAAGGCAAUGCCUAUCUCCACAGCCCCUAAGGACCUAACCGAGGACCUGAUGGAGAAACAAGAGAAUGGGGCAGUAGUGCCAAUGAAGGCUGGAGAGGGGGACAAAGGCACAAUUCCUCAGCCCCACUCUCCUCCUCCACCCAAGGGCCCUCCAGCCAAUGGGGCACCCCCAAGGGUGCUACAGCAGUUGGUAGAUGAGGAGAGAGGAGUUGGGGGGCAUGGUACAAAGCCUGGCUCCCCCAGAGGCAGCCUGAGUCGCCAUCCCAGCUCCCUGCUGGGGGGGCCAGGAGUUGAGGGGGGUGAAGAGAUCCCAAAGCCACGUGACUACAUCAUCAUCGCCAUCCUGUCUUGCUUCUGCCCAAUGUGGCCUGUCAACAUUGUGGCUUUUGCUUAUGCCAUCAUGUCUCGGAACAGUCUACAGCAGGGUGAUGUGGAUGGAGCUCAGCGCUUGGGAAGGGUGGCCAAGCUGUUGAGUAUCGUGGCAUUGGUGGGUGGGGUCCUCAUCAUCAUUGCCUCCUGUAUCAUCAACUUUGGAUUAUUUAAAUGAGAGGCUCUACCCUGUGCCCCUACGACUUUUUCUUCUGAACUACCAGGGGUCCAUCUCUUCCCUGGGGUGAGGCCUAAUGAUGGCCCCCACCACCAGCCCUUGAUCCUACAGAGACCAAGGGAGCUGGAGAAGGGCCUUGUUUACAGUAUUCCUUUCCUCCCUUCUCCCUCCCCACUCCCACCUCGUUCAACUCUUCCAGCCCUUUUUCUAGCCUCUCUGCUCACCUGCCUAUUUUCCCUUUUUUCCUUCUUUCCAUCCCCUUGUCCACCUUCUCUACUCCCUCCCCUGUUUCCCUUAUUCAUCUUCCUUAUUUUCUUCCCAUAUUCUCAGCCUCCUUUUCUUUUUCUUCAUGGCUUCCUCCCAACCUCUCUUUUCUUUUCAUCAUGUCUUUCCCAGUCCCAAUCUGCCCUUUUUUCUCAUUUCCCUUUCCAUAAACUGCCUCAAUUUCUUAUCUUCCCCCUUCCCCUUUCCUGGGCAUACUACAAACUGAAUAGACUGAAGUGGGGGCUGUGGUGGGUGACCUGACCCUGUUCCCCACCUCCAGCUGAAAAGACUGAUCUUUUCGAAAGCCUCCCCUCCUCCUUCCCUCAUAGGAAGGGGUUGACAGGGGCUCUGCCCAGUUCAAGUUGGGAAAAGGAGUGAUGGUGGGACAUCCUCCUGGGAAUGAUAUGCAAAAACAAAACCCCAGCGUAUCUAUGACUGUUCAUUCUCUUCAAAGACAAUUCCUGGGAGCAGACUAAGGGUCUCCCCUCCCAAAUAUAUCUCCCUGUGAAUCAGAGUAUGGGGAGAGAGCUGCAUUGAGGGGCAUGAGGGGAAGGGAGGGGGU